Sinocyclocheilus grahami is the source of this 1001-nucleotide messenger RNA. It is a transcript of the gene naxe, whose product is annotated as NAD(P)HX epimerase. The record is from RefSeq and is a predicted model, not a curated record. NCBI's taxonomy places the organism in Eukaryota, Metazoa, Chordata, Actinopteri, Cypriniformes, Cyprinidae. Gene Ontology annotation, molecular function: NAD(P)HX epimerase activity. Bases 212 to 952 code for a protein of 246 amino acids. Gene Ontology annotation, cellular component: mitochondrion. The transcript has 6 exons.
UUCACUAACCCGGAUAUUGUUUGUAUACUGGGUUUCAGCAGCAGAGGGCUGCACGUAUCCUAACUAUUUAAUGUACUUUUGCAUGUUUAUAUCCUGUAAAGCUGUAACUGGAUUGUUUUUGUGUCUUGAGCAUUUCUUGGUGUUAACGAAUGUUACAGAGCGUUUGACCUUAUUAUAGACACACUUGCUAACAGGUGCUUUAGCCAGGUGAAUGUUGGGAGUUCGAGCCCUGUUUGGAAUCGGUCUUCUUGUGACAUCACGAGGAGGCUCUGUCCUGACCCAUACAGGAGCAUGUGCACGUAUUGCCAGUAACAUCUACAGUAAAGAUCUCACUCACAGACAGGCUUGCACUAUGGCCGAUACAAUCAAGUACUUGGGGCAAGAAGAGGCACAGCACAUUGACGAGGAGCUGUUCGAUGAGUACAGCUUCAGUGUGGAUCAGUUAAUGGAGCUGGCCGGUCUGAGCUGUGCCACAGCUGUGUCAAAGGGCUAUCCUCUACAAUCACUGCUCAAGAGUCCACCUAGAGUUCUGGUGAUCUGUGGGCCAGGAAAUAAUGGAGGAGAUGGGUUGGUUUGUGCUAGACAUCUCAAACUGUUUGGAUAUGAGCCUUCUGUAUUGUACCCAAAGCGCCCCAGCAAACAGCUGUUCCAGAAUCUUACCACCCAGUGUGAGAAGAUGGAUAUAUCCUUCCUGACAGAGAUGCCUGAGGUACAACACAAACCCCAGCGAUUCUUCUUUCAUUUAUUAGGUUGGGAUGUGGAAAACGGCUGUCCUGAUGGGAUUCAGCCUGACAUGCUCAUCUCCCUCACGGCCCCUAAGAAAGCAGCCAAUCACUUCAAAGGACGCUACCACUUCCUGGGAGGACGAUUCGUUCCUCCUGCACUUGAGCAGAAGUACCAACUGAAUCUGCCUCAAUACCCAGGCACUGACUGUGUUCAUCAGUUGAACUGAGCAUUAAGUCCUUCAAGUCAUUUUUGUGUCACUAAUUUAAAAAAAACAA